GAAAGCUUCCGGCUAUGGUGAGACACGAUGCGGCAUGGCAAUAACGACAACGCCGUGGCGGGACCCCUGCGUGGAUGGAUCUCUCGCUGUUGCCCCCUUCCUCUUCCUCUGCUUAUGGUGAUUAUUGGAUUUAUCCUUUGCGCAGCUUGCCUCUUGACGAUGUCUUCGUGACGGCCAAGCUGAUGGCCAACCGUGUGAAACUUUGCCGGGACAAUUCAGAGUAGGAAUAGUAUCGUGUAUCUGCCAGAUGAGUGCGAGGAUGGCCCGUGCGACUGGUUUGGCCAUGAGUCACUGUUGCUGCCGGCUCCUACGCCUUGUGCCUGUAGCUUUGUUGCUGAGGAUUGCUGCCUAGGUGUGUUUUUAGGUGCUGAAUAGCGAGGUUGCGAGGAGGUUGGCGGAAGCGGUGCGAGAGGUGUACGGGAGACGGAGUGCAGCAGGAUGGGACCCGAGGAUGAUCUCCUGAUUCCGCCUCUGAAUUUUGCCAUGGUGGAUAAGGGGGUGUAUCGAUCCGGCUACCCUAACAAGAAGAACCUGCCAUUUCUGCAAAAACUUCGCCUCCGUUCUGUUGUUUAUCUUUGUCCUGAGCCUUAUCCAGAGGCGAACAUUGAGUUCAUGGAGAAAAAUGGUAUCAAGAUGUUCCACUUUGGAAUUGAAGGCAACAAGGAACCCUUUGUGGACAUUCCUGAAAAUGUCAUACGAGAUGCAUUAAAGGUUUUGCUUGAUGUGAAGAACCAGCCUAUUCUUAUUCAUUGCAACAAAGGAAAGCAUCGCACGGGUUGUCUUGUAGGGUGUCUCCGAAAAGUACAAAAUUGGUCAUUGACGUCUAUUUUUGACGAGUACCGUCGCUUUGCUGGUGCCAAAGUACGGAUGCUGGAUCAACAGUUCAUGGAACUAUUCGACAUUUCUACUUUCAAGCAGACUGGAAGAACCUGGCUCUAUGCCCGGACUCGUCAGCGAGAGGACAAGCUUGCUAUCACUGCUUCUUGACUUGAAUUCCAUUUUUCUUGAGUUUAAAUCUGUUUUCCGCGGCAUUUGAGUGAUCAAUUGAUCUUAUCAUUUCGACUUGAAUGAUGUAGUUUCAUAACAUAAAAUUCUUGCAAUCUAGUGUGGCAUAGAAGUGGCUGCUCAUGGCCAAUGUAGAGGGAAAACUCCCUUAUAUAAAAAUGACUUAAGUGGGAUGUACUUUAUGUACGAGCCUUGCCUUUGUUCUUCUGAGCAUUCUCGAAAUAUUGGUAGGAUUGCCACAUGGUGCAGGAAGAUGUAAAAUCUCAGCAGAGCUUGAUAUGCAUGGUUACCAUUGUUUCCUCACCUGAA
Messenger RNA from Physcomitrium patens, 1314 nucleotides. RefSeq names its product inositol diphosphatase DSP1. Gene Ontology annotation, cellular component: cytoplasm. Gene Ontology annotation, molecular function: phosphatase activity. The record is from RefSeq and is a predicted model, not a curated record. Gene Ontology annotation, biological process: protein dephosphorylation. Lineage: Eukaryota; Viridiplantae; Streptophyta; Bryopsida; Funariales; Funariaceae.